UGAUUCGGUGUACAGUACCCUCUGUCAUUCUGUGCUGGCAUGGUGCUUGUGCAACUGGGACUGCAUUUUUCGCUGAAGAGGCACAUCGAUAAUAGCGCAGGCAGCUCUCUUCUUUCUGUCUUUCCCACUCUCUCCAUCCCCCUCUUCUGUCUCUGAAGCACUGUGGUGAGCAGGCCCAAACUCCUCGAACCUCCACAGUGUCAGGUCGCCUCUCCUCCACAUAAUGAAUGUGCUGUGUGUGAACCAGUCCGACAGGAUGAGCCGCCAGGUAGAGAGCAAAAUGGUGGCGCACCUGCAACAUUUAUGCAUAGCAACUUAAUGAUAGCUAACUGAAUGAUUACUAGGAAAAUUAAAGGCAUGUUUUUUUUAGUUAAAAAUAUGCUUAACAGUUCAAAUGGCUAAUUGCAUGUAAAUUAGAUUUUAAUGAAUAAGUGUGAGGGAAAUAUUUUUUAAAAAAUUGAAACAUUCAAAAUAAUACAGCAAUUAACAAGUUUUUCCAGAGGACAAAAUUAGAUAAGCCUCAACAUGUAUCACACUUUUAUAGUAGUCUGCCUGCAUUUUUUUUUAAUUAAAAGGGGUGUAGGUUACAAGGAUGUUAUGAAGCUUAUAUCCUGAUGGAUUUUAGUCUGGAUGCAGCUUCAGGGAGAAAAAUGUAAUUUAAGACAAUUACACAUGCCUUAUUUAUUAGAAAUAUGAUUGUAUUUGUAACUUGAUGAUGUCUUUUUUUAUAUUAUAGCAAGAAUUUAGAAAACCAAUAAGAUGAAAAUUUUCUGUUCUGGUCAAGGUGUACUGUAUUUUCUCACAGACACACCGACAAAUUUCCACUGUGUGUGGGUGGUGGAGAGGGAGAAAAGCAUAGGAGAGAGGUGGCCUGCUCACCUGGCUUGAGUGGCUCUUUUGCUCCUGCGCUAUUAUUAGUGGAGGAGAGCUGAGGGCCGCGCUGCAGCAUCACACAGUUCUUUACAAAACUGUGGAAAAACGGCCACAACAGAAGUGCCGUCAGCUGUCACGUAGUCAUUAAUCAGAAUUCUCAAAAUAGUCUUUUUGGCAAAUACGAGCUUUAAAAGAAGGUAAUUUUUUCUCCGCAAACACAAUGAUUUGUUAUCUAUUAAAGCUGAUCAUCCUAAAGACUUGAAUUUUAGUGGAUUUUAGAAGGGUUGUGGCAUCAGAGGUUCAUAAUAAAAACAAAAAUGGUAUGAUUCCAGUUUAAACGUAAAAAGUCACCCUGUAACUUCAAAAGGCCAUUAGAAGAGGAGGAAUGUUAUCUUCACGCUCUAAGUCUCAUAAUAUGCCACCAGAUAUGGCUAACAGUACAUCUUAAUAGGUAUCUGAAAUGUGAAAGUAUGCCAUUAGGUUCAAAGAUCAAUCCCUGCCUCAAGUACAAACCUCUGAAGCGGUGGGAUUUGUGGCAGUUGUCCACAAGUGUUACAUCUUAGAACUGUUGGUGAAUGCUUCAGCCCAGCUUCUCGGUGCCCCUCCCUUGCCACUUAUUGUGUGUGAUCUAUAGGCAGCUAGAGGUCUGUGGUACUUUAUUGGGAUCUUUUUUCUCUUCCUGUCUUUCCCCUUUGGUCUUUUUUCUAUUUCUCUCUAACACUGUUUUUGCAUUGCAUGUGUUAACUUGGUAGCAUUCAGUACUAUUUCCUCACAACACUCUGUCCUAAUCACCACUACAAUUUUUCUCCCAGACUCAUUCCUCCCACGUCUCUUACCCCUCCCAGUCCUUUAAACCCACCAUCCUCCUCCCUCCUCUUACCUGACCCAGUGCCAGAGCGAUAUGCAGUGGGCAGCCUCAGAGCCACAGAAACCACACAUACGCACCAGAAAUCUAAGAAAUGCACAUAUACAGGUUUAUACAGGUCUCAGGAAGACUAUUUAUGUUUUUUUAUGCCAAUAAUUAUCUAUAACACAUUUUCUGAGGCCUCCCAGGACUUUUUAUGUAUUAUUGUAUCAGCUGUUAGCCUUUGCAUUACAGUCCUACAGUAUUUGGCACAGCUGUUUCUCUCUGUGAACUGUUAAACUUUUCUCACCUAUCGGGUGGUAAGACAACCACAAGGAAAAGGUCAAACCCAGCCCUGUGUUUUUUUUUCUUGUUUUUUUUUUACAUCAUCACAGGCUUUACAUUUAGCACCAGAUUUAACCUUGUGAACAGAAUGAAUGAUGGUCAAGGUCAUUGCUGAGACCCUCCAAGUGAUUUCGGUUUUUAUGUUAGCAGUGUAGUAAGACUAGACGUAAAACAAAACAACUACUGGAAAAACAUAACAAGACAACAAACAGUCUGAUCACCUCACUUAACUACGCUUUGCUAAAAUUCCAGUCCUUGAAAUGGGGCUUCAGAAUUUUGAGGUAAGUAUGUAUUUUUAAAUUAUUAUUUUUAAAAUUUCACUAAUUAAUCUCUGCUUUUGUGUGAUUUUCCCCGUCACUUUCUUAAUGAAAUCUUUAAAUCCUUCACAUUGAUCUGACACCUCUACACUUGCAUCCAUUCAUGGCCCAAAGGGCCAUAUGUUUUUGUCAUUUGCUUCUCGGUACACCUAGGCAGUUUUCUUUUAGUCACACAUGCACCAAACACAAGGGAGCUGCUAAAACUUCUGAGGAGCAGCAGAAAGCAAAGCUGUCCACCACAAGCAGCUCACAUUUUGCAAGCUAGAACCCCAAUGUGUCUGUCUCAGCCUUUAAUUUCUCAAACAUGAAAUAUUUCUGAUCUGUUGUCUGAGAAAAAUGACAAAAUAUGUGGUUUUGUUAAGUUUAUGUAGAGACGCUCGGGGGAUAUGUUUGCCUGUUGUAUGUUACAUCCUCUCUAGUAAUCUGAGCUAGAGCAAUUUUACAUUCCCAGACAGGGACUCUCAAACACAUACACAUGCUCUGUCCCAUAAAAAUGGCUGUGUAGACUGAAACAGUAAAACUUCUCUAGGUGGUCUCUAGGUGGGGUCCCCUGCAUAUCACUGCCCUUACCCGUAUCUUUUGCCAUGCACUGUGCCAGUGACAGCACAUUGCACACUUUUAAAAACACCCCCUGCUGUAGAUCUCUUUUGUUUGGAUAACAUUUUCUAUUUUUUCUUUCUCCUGUAUUAACAGUCAGUUGGUGGAUUUAUUGAAAUGCCUACCUUUUCUGUUUGUAUACAGUAUUAUGUUUAUUUAAAAGCAAAGAGACAUUUGUAUUUUUAAGAACUAGAGAAGCUAGCAGAAUUGCAGUUGAAAGCGUUUGGCCGGUUUCUUACGUUGUGUCACGUGUGACUGUUUUUUUGACAGCCCAGUAUUUUAAAGCCAGGUUCGUAUGGAAAUGCCUUCACUCCACUUGCACUGCUGUUGGACUCGCCGUCGUUGCUUUCAUCCGUCUGUCUGUCUAUUCUUUUGGUGCACUCAUCUGUUGUUCAACACUCAGUCGACACCUCAUCUCCGCCUUCUAACCUGUGCUGAGACAAUUCUGACCUGACCUUUACAGUUGCAACUGUUGCCUCAUCCAACUUGCCUUUCCUGGGUUUAGUUUGUUUUAAAUCUCUAAUAAAAAUGUUGAUAAAAUACAAAGGGAAGUGGGAAGGUUUUUAAUUCAAGGUCAGGCUAAAAUGCUCUGAGGUUGCAGAGGUUUGCAUUUCACUAUGUCGCCCUUGGUCCUUUGACUUGCAUAAUAAACAAAUCAGCUACUAGGAAUCGGGUAGACUCAAAGCAAGUGAAUUUCCCAGCAGCUUGUUUAAGGUACAUUUUGUUUUCUCACUUCCUUCAAGCCUCAUAGAUCAGCUAAUUCCCCAAAUCGAUAAAGCUCGUGUGUAGAAUGCUGUUGCACCAUAAUACUGCAGCAGAGGACAGAAGCAGGCCCAAUGUCAGCGGCAGGAGUGGCGUUCACUGCAGCAAACUCUGCAGUGUUUCUCUACACAAUGCAGUCAGGAGACACUAGGCUAAAAGGAGUGCACUUUACCGGUCGCACAGCCUCUAAUUCUGUGCAUCUUAUAAUAUAGUAAGAACCUGCGAGGUAGGAACAAGCCAUAUAGUGAUUUGCAGGAUCUGCUAGUGUAGUCUUCAGUGUCCCAAUUUAUGAGUUGAUUCAGGCAGGUUGUUUCCAGUUGUUUUUCUGCCAUUUGAGGCCCAGCACAGAUUCCUGUCUUAUCUCAUCCCACUGUGGAAAAGAUUUAACAAACAGAGUAAACAUAGCUCGUACAUGCAUGUAAUAGAGGGGGAAUAGUCCAGAUCCCAACAGAAACAGGAAGUGAAGAACUUCAACCUCUCUCUUGAGUAUUCGAGGCAAAUGUCAACCAGAUGAUUUGAAUAUAUUUAAUCCAGUAGUCGUGAUGCUGAAGUGACAUUUGCCAUAUUUACAACUGACAUAUUUUGUUAUGUGCAGAAUGCGAAAUAGGGCAAAGGAAAGCAACAGUUUGCUCUGCAAUGCCAAAAACUGUGAUUUAAAAGAAACAAGGAUUAAGCCAAACGUAUACCAGUUGCGACCUUGUGGGCGGAGAUGCAGUGUGUGUGCUGUGUGUGUGAGACUUCCACUCCCCUUCACAUGCACUAACCCAUACACACCCAACUCACCUCCACCACCCUAGAAACUCACCCUCAUCAUGGCUCAGCCUGCUCUGUUCUGCCCCUUUAUCCCGACCUCCUCUUUUGUCAAAGAGAACUAAUUGAGCCCUGUUGAGCCAUCACCUUCCUCUCUGUGCCUGAUCCACCUGAUACUAACACACUUGGAGUUUUGUUAACCCGUCCUCCACCCCCAGCCCGCCCCACCCCUCUGUAUGUGUACCAUUCACAGUGCACUACUAACACCGACGAUCCUUUUUGUUAAAACACUUUAACAAAAAGCUGCAUGCUGGUUUUUUUUCCUGUUUUGUUCCAACCCCCUUCACUUUCUGUUUGUGAAAGUUGAUGUCAACCUCUUUGUGAUUAUAAAUAUCCUUUUUGUUUGGUUUGUAUGUUUUUGGUAGAAUGCAGCACUCUGGUGAAUGUUAGACAAGCUUGGAAUAGUUAUAAUCACAACAGAAAAAACACUGCUUAUUAAGAAAUCUCAUUGUUUCCUGUUUAUUUGUGCUUGAGGAUGUAUUGUAGUGUGUAGUGGUGGGACAGUCUUGCAUUUCACUUAAUGUUUUUGUUUUCUUGCUGACCCAUACUAGUGAUAUAACGGUCUCCGACAUGCACAUUUGGCCCCACGGUGUACUAGGAAUUCCUGUUGUGUAGGUUCUUGCACUCUUUUCUGGACUCUUUGGUUUGUUCUCAAUUGCCUGAUCUUGUCCACAUUGUUCAUCAUGUGCUGUUUGUCAUAGCGAUCAUUGGUAUUAAAAGAAAAGCAGAAAAAAAAUACUUUAAAGUAGAUGGCCUCAAAGCAGUUGCACAUUUUUUUGGGUCUGCUAGGAUGAACUCAUUGUAAGUACAUUUAUGGAAACUAAUCAGAAAAGACCAUCUAGUCUGUAAAUUUUUUUUUUUUGUAAAUUCUGAAUAGCAAUGUUGUCUAUGAUCAAAUUAGGGACAUUCUUACUGCAGACACUCUUGUCUCACAGUUGUUUAAAAGUGUAAACAUGACUGAGACCUGACAAUUGACAACAUACCAGAAAUGCUGGAGGUGUCCAAAAACAUGCACAGCAGCUAUUUUUAGUAUAUCUGAUGGGGCUACAUGCACACAAUGUGUCCCUCUCUUCACCUGCACACCCACAUAUCCCCUCACACGUGCAUAUUCUGUCCACCCUGGGCCUUGUAAUGGUAAUCCAAGGCCCACUAGCUCCACUUCUGUCUCUUUCUCUUGCUAUAUUAUUUGUGACAGCUACAUUAUGUUUCAUGGUGCUCCCCUUGUCAUGGUUACGGAAUCACAGCAAGCUUGGAGUUUCUGGUCUUCGUUUUGUUAAUGCUAGAUUUCCAUACCUGUUCUGUGUCACUUUUCUUUGUGUACUAAGAUCUUGCUCUGUAGUGGUUCAUAUAUGUAUGCGUGUGAUACAUAUAUUGCCCUCUCCUUACUCCUCCUCCUCUUAACUUCUCAGUUAGUGGAUGUGACUUGAUGUGUUAUCUUUAUCAUCCAAAAAAGAGAAAUGCUCAUGCCCAAUUUCUUUGCCUGAAAAAUGUUUUAUUUUUUUAAUUGCACUCCUACUGUAGGAGGAUAUCUUGUAGCUUACAGGCUACAUACAGCCUCAUGUAUUCAUCAUAGUGAAAAUCCUACCCUUCCUCUCAGUUUCCCACCCUUUAUCCCCCCCUCCCUUCCCCUCAGCCGCCCUUACCACUCCUUGUGCUGGAAGACACUGAUUGUUACACGCUGUAGGUGAUGACGAUAAUGACAAUGGUGAUGGUGGUGGUGGUUGUGCUGAUGAUGAUAGCGUGAUCUGAGUGUUUUUAUUUUAUUUUGUUUGUUUGUGUUCUCACCCGUGCCCACGGGGUAAAGCUCCUCUUAUUAUUGGAAUAUUUUUGGUUUUUUUCUCCUCUGUUCUCUCUGCUAGGAUAACAUCGGGCACCGGCUGCUUCAGAAACAUGGCUGGAAGUUGGGGCAAGGCCUUGGCAAAACCAUGCAGGCGAUUUGAUCCUGCCCAUGUUGUGCUGAUGGUAAACUUAGUGGACGCACCGACCCUGUGCCCAUUAUCCUUAAAUAUGAUGUCAUGGGGAUGGGACGCAUGGAAAUGGAGCUGGACUAUGCAGAGGAUGCCACAGAAAAGAGGAGAGUGCUUGAAGUGGAAAAAGAGGACACAGAAGAACUGCGGCAAAAAUACAAGGACCAGAUGGAAAAGGAGAAAGCCAUUGCCAAGGCUCUGGAAGACCUGAGAGCCAAUUUCUACUGUGAGCUUUGUGACAAACAGUACACUAAGCACCAGGAGUUUGACAACCACAUUAACUCUUAUGACCAUGCUCAUAAGCAGAGGCUUAAAGAGCUGAAACAGAGAGAGUUUGCUCGUAAUGUGUCGUCUCGUUCACGGAAAGACGGAAAGAAGCAGGAAAAGAUGCUGCGCCGAUUGCACGAACUGGCUGAGCAGAGGAAACAACAAGACCGGACUCCUGGAAGUGGACCCAUGUUUAAAACAACCACAGUGGCCGUGGAUGGAGAGAAAGCAGAGGAUGGUGACAGCAUGAUGCCUGAGAGCCUUGGCUUGACAGACGGUGCCCUGGAAGGAUCGCUACCAGAAAAAACUGGUCAGGCGUCCCCAAAGCCUGGCCCAACUAUCAGCUUCUCUCUGGGGAAGAACACCUCCUCAUCUCCAACCCCGAGCAGUGCAUCUAAAGUCAGUGUAUCCUUCUCAUUCGCCAAGAAAGCUCCGGUGAAGCUAGAGACAGCAGCUGCCGUGUUUGCUGAUCACGGUGAGGAGGCUAUGGAGGAAGAGGAGGGCCAGGAAGGAGAAAAGGCUGUUGGACAAGAUGAGACAUCUGGCUGCAGCACAGAUAGCCCUAAGGAAGCAUCUGGAGGAGGUGAAGUAGCAGAAGGGUGUGGUGUGGCAGGGACAGAAGAGGUGCAGCAGCCUGAUGAUGGAGGCUCCUUAGCUUCUACUCUCAACAAACUCAAGAUGAUGAUGAAAAAGGAGGAAGGAUAUGCUGGACAGGAGCCUCAGUACUACCACUAUGUUCCUCCUGCUCACUGUCGGGUAAAGCCUCACUUCCAGUUUUUGCUGUUCAUGAAAGCCACUGAACAGUGUCAGAGCAAAGACGACGAAGACGAGGAAGAGGUACAGGAGGAGAAACAGGCUGAAGAAAGUUCUGAACAGACAGAGACAAAUGAUGCAGAGUGUAAAACUGAAAAAGAAAAAGAUAAUGUCGCUUCAACUGCUGAUCCAGAGCCAACUGCUCCAUCACCUAAAGUGAAGACAGAGGAGGAAGCAUCUUCAUGUGCAACAGACACAACUUCCACUGUACCCAUUUCACCUACUCAGAAUGCAGAAUGCACACAAGAUACUGUGGAAUCAAACACCGGUCCGAAAAUCCCCUCUGGUCCCUUCUUUCCAGUCCUGAGCAAAGAUGAGAGUACUACCCUGCAAUGGCCCUCUGAACUCCUUGAAUUUACAAAAGCUCAGCCCUCCCUGUCUUACAGCUGUAAUCCCCUCUACUUUGACUUCAAGCUGUCCCGUAACAAAGGAGUCCGUGGCGGGAAAUUGGCAAAGUCCCCAAAGCCUGGUGAAGAGUUUGAUGACAAGGGACAAGAGGUAGCAGCUUCACCAGCUGAAGUAGAUACGGCUGCCAAACCUGGAACCAGCACUGACAAAGACAAGCCGAUAAUGAAGGGAGAGCCUGGCCAGUCGGAAGGUGAUGAGCAAAAGCCCACAACUGGCAGCAGUAGUGCAAAGAAAAAAAAGAAAAAGAAGAAGCAUAAGAAGUCUGCAAAGCACUCAAAACGCAAAGGAAAAGAAAAAGGAGCAGCAGAAGAUGCAGAAGGAGAAACUGAGGAAAUACAAGAAAAGCCCAAAAAGAAGAAAAAACAUAAACGGAAGAAGAGCAAAAACAAGGCUCCUGACCAAGACGAGGCAACAGGUGAUGAAAAGGAAAAAGCUAAACCAAAGUCAGAAGAUAAAGCUGUUGCCUCUUCUGUUCAGCUGACAACUGGAGGAGGAGGAGCGGCAGGAAAUACAGGAGCAGAACUGGGGAAGAGGAAACGUGCUGCUAAGGAAGUGCCUUCCAAGUCUGGAGUGGAGGACGGAGGAACCGGAAAAAGUACAGACAAGGCCAACUCCUCAGAGGAGCACAGUGGCACCAAGAGACAAAAGACUGACUCCAGUGCCUCUCAAAGUGCCUCCUGCUCCACCUCAGCCCAAAAAAGUCCUGGACCUGGUAGACCUCCCAGCAGUGAGAGUGAAGAAGAAGGGGGCUCUAAUACACAGCGCUCACGUCAUCACAGGUCAAGCCCGCGGGAACAGCGGCGCCACCAUAGUGAAGAAUCUGGUCGGUCCUGCAGCCGCUCAUCAAGGCGGGGGGAUAGACGGGGCAGCAGCCGUCGGCGCCAUCGAGGCCAAACCUCCCGUAGUCGCUCUUAUUCCAGCAGCUCUGAGCGCUCCUCAGCGGGAAGUAGUGCCUACAGCCACCGUAGCCACAGCUACUCUGACAGCUACAGUGACUACAGCACAGAAGCUCGCAGACGAAGGCACUCCAAACGCUCAUCAGACUCUGAAUAUGAGCGGAGGGGCAGCCGGGGACGAAGGCGAUCCAGGAGACAUCAGUACUCCUCUUCUUCCUCAGAAGAUUCUCGCUCACGUUCACGCAGCUACAGCCGCAGGAAAAGGCACCGGCGGCAUCAUCGGAGCAGCUCAAGAAGCUCCAGCAGUUGGAGUCGCAGCACCAGUGCAAGAUCCUGGAGACGAAGCUACAGUCGUAGCCACAGUUCUGCGAGUCGGUCAUCCAGUUCAAACAAAGGUUCCCCUCACAGACGAGGUGCCAGGGGGAGAGGGGACAGUGACACACAUCGCAGAGACUUCAACCGCUCUCGCAUCUACCGCUCCCAGUCUCCACGUUCAUCUUCAUCGCGAGGCCUUAACCGCAACACCCAUUCGUCCAGCUCUCUGGCCUUGAGGCCAGGGGGGUCUCGAGAUGCAGGGGAACAGAAAAACACCCUCACCGCACGCCAGCUGCUGGAGAAGGUUCAGUCUAAAAAAAGCUCUGAUGAUUCUACCACAGGAACAAAAUCUGGAAUUAAGAUUAAGGAUCCACCACAGGGAUAUUUUGGUCCCAAACUACCACCAACCCUGGGAAACAAAGCCAUGCUGCCACUUUUUGGUAAACUGCAGGUAGGGAAGAAACCAGUGAUACCCCUAACCAGACCUGAUGAGGGAGAAAAAUCAGGGGUAGGGAAAGGCUCUGAAGCUGAUGGAGAGGUUAUCCUGGUAGAACCCAUAAGGGAGUUCCCUCCACCACCACCACCUCCAGCUCCACCAAUCCAGAAGGUUGAGGAGGCCCCACAGAGCACAGUGAUUCAAGAAGAGACGCAGCACCCCACUGCAGAAGAGCAGGUGCACCAAGAACCCCGACCAUUGUUUGAACAGGAGCCCUCCAUGAUGAUGCCCCAGUACCAAGGAGAAUCGGGUCAGGAGCCUUCCCAGAACCCCAUGAUGGAGUCACUCAUGCCUGAAAUGCAGCAGCAGCAGCCUCCAAUGCAUGCUUACCCUGGUUACCCCCCACCCAAUCUGGAGGAGGAUGGCAUGGAGGCAGAGGAGGAUGGGCUGGCUCCUUUGGAAAGUCAGCCUAUUACAUUCACACCAGAGGAGAUGGAGAAAUACAGUAAGCUGCAACAGGCUGCACAACAGCACAUUCAGCAGCAGCUACUGGCCAAGCAAGUCAAGACAUUUCCAUCAGCUGCUGCGGCCGCAGCCGCUGCUGCAGCAGCUGCCAACUUAGCCCCAGUACCUCCUCCACCAGCCCUGCAGCAGAUCCACAUUCAGCAGCCAACUGUGUCGGUAGCUUCCGGCACAUCAAUCACCACAGUGCAACACGCCAUUCUGCAGCACCAUGCAGCCACCGCUGCAGCAAUGGGCAUCCACCCAGCACAUCCCCACCACCCACAUCCUGCACAUGCCCAGCUGGCCCAGGUACAUCACAUUCCCCAGCACCACCUUACCCCCAUUUCACUGUCUCCUUUGGGCCCCUCCCUCGGUCAUUCUCUGGGACACUCUCUUGGACACGCUGGGCUGAUUCCUGCCCACCCGACAGCCUUCCUCUCUGGUCAGCCUAUACAUAUUAUCCCUGCUUCUGCACUUCACCACACCCCAUUAGCUCUUCACCAUGUCCCUCAUACAGCCCUCUACCCCACACUUUUCACACCCCGGCCCUCCCAAGCUGCUGCAGCAGCAGCUCUCCAGCUCCACCCACUUCUACACCCGAUCUUCUCAGGGCAGGACCUCCAGCACCCACCUAACCAUGGCUCCUGAGUAAUGAUGGAAAUGAACUAGUAUAUUCACAGCACCCAGUCACUGGAAGAAAGACUCAACCUGAACUGCCUUGGUUUAAGGUUUCAGAUGAAAUCUUUGCAACAACAUGCAGGCAGAGAGACAGGAAUCUUGUCAAUUAAACCACCAUUUUACUGGCCUACACAGUGCAGCAAGUUGUAGCCACAAAGUGGUGCAGCCUGUGUCGGGUACAAUAUUGACACUAACGUUUUUUUCUGGUUUAUGUGGGAUUGUUUUUUUUUUUUUAACGUUUUCCCUGAAAUUUUGAGACAGGCUGUAGAGUUAAAGAGACUUUCUCUUGACAUUGGCUUAUACUCCAACUUGGGGUGGAUUAACAGCCUGAGAAGUCUGAGAAACCACUGGAGUUUAUUUGUUUUCCACAUAAAAAUGUUAUUGUCACAGUUUUUGCUCAUUUUGGCAGCCAAAGAGACACAUAAUGGCUAAUUAAUAUAAGCAGAAUCAAAUUAGGAGAGGAGGAAGAAUUCAUAUUGUUCUAGAGAUCUGCUUCACUUAUGUAAUCUAACUUUCAGAGAUGGACUGUUUCAUAAUUACUGAUACUGUUUAUGUUCUCAUAUGACUACUUGCUCUCUAUUGGACUCAACAUGAUUUGUAAUGCAGUAACUUGUACAUAUAUCAGUGUGUAAUGUGAAGAAUCCCACUAGCGAUGAACAUCUGAAAUGACAACUACAGCGUCCGAUCCCUUAUACUCUGAGACAAAGCUCAUGUUCCCUGUGGUGAGGGUACGUCUGAAAGAAUUGCACUGAAAUCUGUACAUCGAGAUGGUGCUAUUGCAUCAUGUAACAAUAAGAUUGUAGUAUACUGCAAUAAUUGUAUUUUUCUGUUUUUAAAUUAUUUUCCAAAUGCUCUUCAGAAGAA
Acanthochromis polyacanthus (spiny chromis) is the source of this 11696-nucleotide messenger RNA. It is a transcript of the gene gpatch8, whose product is annotated as G patch domain containing 8. Gene Ontology annotation, molecular function: nucleic acid binding. The coding region runs from base 6564 to 10802 and encodes 1412 amino acids. The record is from RefSeq and is a predicted model, not a curated record. The transcript is spliced from 7 exons. Gene Ontology annotation, cellular component: nucleus. NCBI's taxonomy places the organism in Eukaryota, Metazoa, Chordata, Actinopteri, Pomacentridae.